Helobdella robusta is the source of this 4197-nucleotide messenger RNA. RefSeq lists its product as hypothetical. The coding region runs from base 1 to 4197 and encodes 1398 amino acids. Gene Ontology annotation, molecular function: DNA replication origin binding; purine nucleotide binding; chromatin binding. Gene Ontology annotation, cellular component: alpha DNA polymerase:primase complex. Gene Ontology annotation, biological process: leading strand elongation; DNA replication; mitotic DNA replication initiation. The record is from RefSeq and is a predicted model, not a curated record. Lineage: Eukaryota; Metazoa; Annelida; Clitellata; Rhynchobdellida; Glossiphoniidae. The transcript has 37 exons.
AUGGAUGAAAAUUCAGACUACAGUCUUGCACGAAACAGAUCAAAAAGAGAGAAAUCCGAUAGGCAUGGGAGGUUUGCGGCAUUGGCCAAGUUGAAAGAAGCCAAACUGGCUGGUGAGAAGUUCAGGCCAGACAUUCUGAAUGAGAAGAACGUUUACGAUGAAGUCGAUGAGUCAGAGUACUCGGAGAUCGUUAGGAACCGGCAGGAAGAUGACUGGAUUAUUGAUGAUGGGUCGGGUUACGUCGAAGAUGGCAGGGAGCUGUUUGACGAGGACAUCUAUGAUGAGCCUCAAAUGAAGAAUGUUACAAACGUUAGAAAUGUUUCAAAUGUAACAAAUGUUACAGAUUUUACAAGUGUUACAAAAGUUACAAAUGUUGAAAAUUCUUCAGAGACAAAAACCCAGAAGAAGAACCCAGCAGGAUUGGCGACCAACCCGAACAUUCGACCACCGAAUUCCAAACCAUCGAACAUUAAGAGCUUGUUUGCAGCUGCUGCGGUAAAACCCAAGAAAAAAGUUGAAACAAGUGCAGACCUAGAGAAGGAUGAUUUGUUGAUGGGAUUGAUGGAGGAAAUGAAAAAAGAUGAAGACAUCAUCCAACCAACACCGGUUCGCCUCAAGAAGCACAAAGAACCAGCGUUCAAUAGGAAAAUUACAAUUGAAAAAGAAGAAGUGAUUGAAUUGGACGGAGAAACCCCAGCCUCUCUGUCAUCGCAUUCUUCAUCGACAACAACUGCAGAACCAAUAAUAGAACAACAACAGUUUGACUUUGACAACGAACUCAGUUGGAUAUUGACCACAGAAAUUCCAUCAACCACCGAAGAAAAACACGAGUUGUCGUAUGUCACUGACGACGAUGGAGAGAAGGUACUCAAAAUGUACUGGCUGGAUGCGUUUGAGGACCAUUUUAAACACCCUGGUGUUGUUUUUUUGUUCGGCAAGGUGUGGGUGGAGUCGUCCAACUGCCACAAGAGUUGUUGCAUCAUUGUGAGGAACAUUGAGAGGCGGAUCUUCAUUCUGCCCAGGUCAAAGAGAUUAGUGAAUGGCCAGCCAACAGAUGAGGCAAUCAGCAUAGCCGAUGUCUACGAUGAAUUCAACAAGCACCUUUCCACCAACAAGCUGUAUGCAUUUGAGAAGAACGACGUGCCAAUGGAGAGUGAUUAUUUGGAAGUCAGAUACCCUGCCACGGAAGCACAAAUCCCAAACAACGUCAGUGGGGAAACGUUCAGUGAAAUAUUUGGCACGACAACCUCGUCUCUCGAAAUCUUUCUCAUUGAUAGGAGACUGAAGGGACCUUGCUGGUUGGACAUUCGCAAGUCCAAAACUAACAACCCCGCCGUGACUUGGUGUGCCUUUGAGCUGUCCUUGACCCGCCCUGAGGAUGUUGUCGUGUCGAGCGACCAGCCCUGCCCUCCAAACAUUUGCGUCAUGUCCCUCUCACUCAUCACCUACGUCAAUCAGCAGACCAAGGAGAAUGAGAUCAUUGGUGCCUCCAUGUUGGUGAACUCUAAACUUCCGAUUGAUAAACCAAACGAUUUGAUGUUAAUUUUAAAAAAUACUUUCCCACUUGCGUUAGCCAUAAGCAAGCCGAACAAUUGUGUCUUUCCAUUUGAUUUGAAGGAGAAAAUGGAAAAGAAGAUGAAGAAGAUGAAAGUGGAGAUGGUCGGCUGUGAGAGAGCCCUGCUGACCCUACUCGCCAUCAAGAUCGGCAAAGUCGACCCCGACGUCAUAGCUGGGCACGACAUUGCAGGGUUUGAACUGGACGUCUUGCUGCACAGGCUGCACAAGUGUAAAGUGUCACAGUGGUCCAAGGGAUUCAACAACCAGCGCAUGAUACAGAUGAUGUUUGCUGGUCGACUGCUCUGCGAUGUCCAGCUGUCAGCACGAGAACUCAUUCGCUGCCGGAGUUACGACCUGACCGAGCUGACCAAUCACGUCUUGAAGGAGAGAAGGAAGAUGGUGGAGGAAGUUAAAGAUGUUGUCUACCUCUUCAGCUCGUCUGAGAAGUUGCUGGAUUUGAUGUCUUGCGGAAUGGCUGACUGUUCGUACGUCUUCAGGAUCAUGUGCGAACUCAACAUCCUGCCUCUCGCACUCCAGAUUACCAACAUCUGUGGAAACCUCAUGUCGAGAACAUUGUUGGGUGGUCGAUCAGAGAGAAACGAAUACUUGCUGCUGCAUGCCUUCAACAGCAAAAACUUCAUCGUCCCAGACAAGAUCUAUAAAAAAGCAAAACAAAUGGAAGAGGAAGAAGAAGCCAACGACGACGAUGUAGCAGCUGCUAAGAUGAACAAAUCUUCAAGGAGGAAACCUGCCUAUGAAGGAGGACUUGUACUCGAGCCAAAGAAAGGGUUUUAUGACCACUUCAUUCUUUUAUUGGAUUUCAACAGUCUGUAUCCGUCCAUCAUUCAAGAGUAUAACAUAUGCUUCACUACCGUUUCGUCCAACAACCCAGUGGAGUCCGGCGCCGACGGGAAGUCCGAUGAGGGCAUCAUCUUGAAUUCGGGACUGCCUCCAGGAGUCCUGCCCACGGAAAUCAGGAAGUUGGUGGAAAGCAGGAAGCAGGUGAGGGGACUUAUGAAGAGUUGUGAUGAGAAGUCAGAUUUGUAUCUGCAGUACGACAUACGCCAGAAGGCAUUGAAGCUGACAGCAAACAGCAUGUACGGAUGUCUUGGCUUCUCGUCGUCGAGAUUCUAUGCUAAGAGGCUAGCCGCUCUCGUCACUGGGAAGGGCCGGGAGAUUCUAUUGAAAACAAGAGAUCUAGUCCAAGCUAUGGGCAUAGAGGUCAUAUAUGGAGACACUGACUCCAUCAUGGUUAACACUGGACUGACCAACUAUGAUGAAGUCAUCAAACUUGGAAAUAAGAUCAAAUCAGAAGUGAACAAGUUGUAUCGACUGCUCGAGAUUGACAUAGAUGGAGUCUUCAAAUCGAUGCUCCUAUUGAAGAAGAAGAAGUACGCAGCACUGAUGGCCACCAGACUUCCCGAUGGUUCCCUGGUCACAAAGCAGGAGAGCAAGGGUCUUGACAUUGUCCGCAGGGAUUGGUGUCCACUGGCCAAAGAAGUUGGAAAUUACAUGUUGAGUCAGGUCUUCUCGGGGGAGAGUCGAGAAGUCAUCGUGGAGAACAUUCACAACAAGCUGUUCGAGGUGGCCCAACAGGUCAGGCAGGGUCUCAUACCAAAGGAAUUGUUCUACAUCACCAAACAACUGACACGCAGUCCCGAGGAUUACAAGGACAUCGACAGCCUGCCCCACGUCCAGGUGGCUGCCAGACUGAACAAACACCUGGCCAGGAAGUUGAAAGCUGGUGACAUUAUCUAUUACGUUAUAUGUCAGAAUGGGACGAACGAUGCGGCAACUAAGAGAGCCUACCAUCCCGACGAACUCAACAAGUCGGAUACACUUCAAAUUGACGCCAACUACUACCUCUCCCAGCAAGUCCACCCCGUCGUGGCACGACUGUGUGACCCCAUCGAGGGCACCGACGCUGGACAUAUCGCCGAGUGUCUCGGUCUUGAUGCGAAAUCCUUCCAUCAGACAAUCGUAAGAAGAGACGUGGACGGUGAGGAGGACGGCGCCGGACUGGCUGGUGGUGAAGUUUGUGACGAGGAGAAGUACAAGGACUGCGAGAGACUGACCAUCAGUUGUCCGUCGUGUGCUUUCGUGAAUGUCAUCGAGUCUGCAUAUGCUGAUGAGACCAACGUCAGCAGCAGCAACAACAACACAUCCUCCCAGCAACGCUUAACUCUCGAGAGGUGCGGCAACAGUAGUUGCUCCACGAAUCUUCUGCGGCAUGGCAACUACCUUAAAAACAGGUUGACGUCAUUUGUAAGGAGCUUCAUCAGGAGGUACUACGACGGAUGGAUGAGAUGCGAGGACGUUUGCUGCAACUUCCGAACCAGGAAGGUACCUCUAGCGUUCAAGAAUGGCCACGCUGUCUGUCCGGCUUGUAGGAAGAAUGCUUUGCAGUGCGAGUUCACGGAGAAAAGUUUGUACAACCAGCUGUGCUACUUGCUAACUGUUUUUGACGUCAACUAUCUGGACAGCAGCAAAGCAGACAAAAGAAGCACAAAGUUCUUGAAGGAGCGUGACGUAGAAGUGAUGAACGAGCUAAAGGAGGUCAUUGACCAGAAGAUGAAGACGGCAGAAUACACUAUAUGUACCUGCUUCUCCGAUUGUAAAUCCCCAAUUAAUUAUAAAUAA